Molecule: messenger RNA, 2034 nt
Organism: Penicillium roqueforti
Lineage: Eukaryota; Fungi; Ascomycota; Eurotiomycetes; Eurotiales; Aspergillaceae
Product: TolB family protein
Exons: 1
Coding region: 1-2034 (677 amino acids)
Source: RefSeq, a predicted model, not a curated record
AUGCGUUUGAGCAUUAUUACUGUCGUGGGCCUCGCAAUCGCCCCUGUGUUAGCUAAUUGCCCUUAUGCCCGAGAUGCGGGUACCGAGGUUGACAACAGUGCUAACCUUCAUGCUCACUUGCCUCGCGAUGCCAUUCGAAGCAAGCCAACCACAGGUGUUGCGUCUCCUCUCCCUUCCGCAACAGCUGGGAAAAAAGGUCUGCUGUUGAUGAACCGCAUUGCCCCCGGUACCUCAGAAUUAUACAUCGCCAACGCGGACGGAACCAACGAGCGUCCUCUGUUGAAAGAUCCCGGUUAUGAAUAUCACGCUGAGUUUUCUCCCGACGGUGAAUGGAUUAGCUUCACUAGUGAGCGUGACGGUGAUGGAAACUCCGAUAUCUGGAGAGUGCACCCAGAUGGCUCCGAUCUACAGCCGAUUGUGAAAUCCCCAGCAGCGGAAGACAGCGUUGUCAUCUCACCCGAUGGAACAUUAGCAGCAUAUGUUUCAACUGCUAACAAGUACAACGCUAAUAUUUGGGUUAAGAACUUGGAGACCGGUGCCGAGUGGAACAUCACCGAUACCCCGGCUAACCGACCAGAUGAGGACAUGAUGCACGGGCACUUUCGUCCAGCCUGGUCACCAGACGGAGAUUGGCUUGCAUUUUCCUCAGAUCGCAACACAAUAUGGGAUGGCCACGGAAAACCUACGUAUCUUGGCCUCGCUGGCUGGGAGCAUACCCAAGAACUCGGCAUUUAUAUUAUUCGCCCCGAUGGUUCAGAUCUGCGCCUUGUCGCCCACCGUGCUUCCCACUGCCUUGGGUCUCCCAAAUGGUCACCUGAUGGCAAGCGCCUCAUAUUCUACGAGAUGACUCGUAAUGGGACGUGGGAUGCACAUAGACCUGAGCUCGUGGCAGAUGGUAACUCCACAAUUGUGUCUAUUGGGAUCAAUGGCAUUGACCGUCGAACCGAGGUUGGCGGUCCUGGUAUCAAGACCUUUCCCCAGUACGUGACGAACUCCACCAUUGGGUACCAUCUGAAGGGCGGCGAUAAGGAGGGCUUGUAUCUCACAAACGGUACUUACGUCAACACCACUAUUCGCUCUCCCUCAUGGUCUACUGAUGGAAAGUAUGUGGUUUACGAGAAAGCUGUUUGGUCUAUCCGCCCUCUCUUCAAGGAGCUUUACAGCUGGGAUAGCGAAUGGGAUUACCGCUUCACUGAUAUAUUCCCUCAAUUAUCGUCGAACGACCGCGUGGCUAUGACUGAAAAGCAACUUGGCAACUCCUCCAUUGCAACCUUUGAUCUAGAGGAUAGACAUGCCUCCUUGGUAUAUAAGCCUAAUGAUACGAGUCUAAUCGACACUACUCUAAUUGGAGAAGGCCUGGCCGGGGCCUACAAUCCCAGCUGGUCUCCAGAUGGCGAGUGGAUUGUCUUCGGAGUAGGUGCCUGGUUUGAGGCGCGUGAUUGGCGAGGAGGCUGGAUUUUACGCUCCACCGCAAACGGCAGCCACACCGAGGUCCUCACCACCAGCAAGCUCUUUAUCAAUCAAACCAAGUACCUCAACACCGGCUUUCCCAGCUUCUCGCACGAUGGCAAGAAGGUCGUCUACCGCGUGUGGGGUGCCGAGACCGCCAAGUACGGCGACGAAACAGAGAUUGGUUUACGCAUGAUCGACAUUGAGACCAGAGAGAUUACCCAGCUUACCAGCGGCUGGGAUAACCUUCCCUCUUUCUCGCCCGAUGGUGAAUUUAUAGUGUUUACCCGCAAGGUUUCUCCGACCAACUACGACGUCUGCAUCAUCCGCCCUGACGGUACUGAUUUCCGCAUUCUGACUUCCAGCGGCGCCAACGAUGCCCACGCUGUUUGGCGCCAGGAUGGAAAAAUUAUGUGGUCCUCCGGCAUGUAUGGAUUCCAGUAUGAGUGCGCUUUGUAUGAGGAGACUUUCCAGCCCUACGGUCAGAUCAUGAUCAUGGAUCCCGAUGGAUCCAAUAAGCGUGCUUUGACUAAUUCCAUUUGGGAGGAUUCCAUGCCGCUCUUUCUUCCUAACGAUUGGUUCUAG